AUGGCCAACAUCACCUACGAUACUGUUUUAUUCUUUUGGCGAGUUGUCACCAAUAUCUUCUUUCGUGAGAUUCGUCCACGAGGCGCUUGGCACAUCCCCAAGGAUGGUGCAGUCAUCUUCGUAGCUGCUCCACACAGCAACCAGUUCCUGGACCCCAUUCUACUGGCUUCUGAGGCUUUAAGGGAGGCCAGAAGGCAUGUGGCGUUCCUCAUCGCCGCGAAGAGCAUGAGGAUGAAGGUUAUCGGAUUUUUUGCUGGUCUGAUGGGGAGCAUCCCAACCGAGCGUGCUCAAGACCUCGCAGUGAAUGGGAGUGGCUUUGUUUCCCUGUCUCCGUCAGACCCCUUGUUAGUUAUUGGUGUCGGUACCAAAUUCACAACUGAACUGUCGCCCCGCAAGAAAAUUGCGCUUCCCAAAUCUACUGGCAGCGUCAUGGGUGAAGUGGUAGAAGUUAUUUCCGACACUGAAGUCAAGAUCAAGAGAGAAUUCAGUGGGGAUAACGGAAAAGCUACGUCCAAGGUUAGAGAACAAAUUGAAGAUGCGUUGAAAGGGGGAAAGCCGGGUCUGUCGUUCAAAAUACUCCCGUAUGUUGAUCAAGAGCAAAUGUACCGCCAUGUUUACGAGCGUUUGAAGAAAGGGGGCUGCAUUGGUAUAUUCCCUGAAGGCGGGAGCCAUGACCGAACUGAUCUAUUACCACUGAAGGCGGGAGUUUCGAUUAUGGCACUUGGCGCAAUGGCUAAUAACCCCGGCCUUCGCGUGCGGAUCGUGCCUGUUGGAUUAUCGUACUUCCAUGCUCACCGUUUCCGCUCGCGUGCAGUAGUCGAGUUUGGUUCUGCAUUGGAUGUACCCUCCGAACUCGUCGAACAAUUCAAAGCUGGAGGCGACAGUAGACGCCAGGCGUCUAGCAAAUUACUUGACAUCAUCUACGACGCGCUGAAGACGGUUACUAUCAGAGCACCGAACUAUGAAACUCUAAUGCUUAUUCAAGCAUGCCGCCGCUUGUACAAAACCCCCGGCCAGCACCUUACGCUCGGCCAGGUUGUCGAGCUCAAUAAGCGGUUCAUCGAAGGUUACAACCAUUUCAAGGAUGAGCCACAGGUUAAGAAAGUACAAGCUGAUGUCCUUCGAUACAAUCGUUUCCUAAAGGAUUUGGGAUUAAAGGACCACCAAGUUCCACGCGCUAAACGUGCGAUAUGGAAAACUCUCGGACUCCUGACGUAUCGUGUACUCUUGCUGUUAAUCUGGACUACAGCUGCACUGCCAGGAGUUGUCUUGAAUAGCCCAAUUUUCAUCAUUGCCGCUGUGAUGUCGCGCAAGAAAGCGAAAGAGGCUCUCGCAGCGUCAAGCGUCAAGAUUGCUGGGCGAGAUGUGCUGGCGAGCUGGAAAGUUCUCAUCUCACUUGUUUUCACCCCAUUCCUGUAUACUUUUUAUGCCGUCAUCGCCACCCUUGCUACUAGCAGAAUAGGUGUAUCGCGUAGGUGGAGAAUGUGGACACCUUUCAUUACGAUUGCGGCGCUACCAUUUUUCGGCUACUCUGCAUUGAAGUUUGGAGAAGCUGGCUUGGACAUUGCCAAAUCAUUGAGACCCCUCGUGAUAGCAUUAUUACCUGGUCAGCAGCGGUCCCUCAAUAGGCUUAAGGCAAUGCGUGAGGCGAUAUCACAAGAAGUAAAUGACGUGAUAAAUGAAUUCGGGCCCAAGCUAUUUGAGGAUUUUGACUCUUUCCGCAUCCUCGUCCCUGCAUCCGCACCCCCUUCUUCGGGCUCAACCGGAUUGUGGAGACGGAAGACUGCUGUUGGCGGCGUUGACCAACAAGGCACUCUCCUAAAUCACCCCAUGACCUGGAUUGAUGAGCGUCUCUUUGGUUGGAGCCAGAGCACCCGCCGAGAGCCAACUAGCGGGUCAGCCAGUCUCAUGACCAGUCAUCAGGGUACUCCUGAUGUCUCGGACGACGAACAAGAGAACGCCGACUACGAAAAUGUGGUGGGCUAUUUGCACUCCUACGAGCCAUCCUUAUCAAAAAAGCGGACGCGGAGCAAUCAUGCUUCUUACGCGGAUUUACAGCAGCCCAGAAGAAACACCUCCUCGAGUGAAACCCCUGAAGAGUCGAUGCCGCCCUCACCUGUUAAUGAAAAUAGCCCUGGCCGGAGCCGUCAACGUCGGUCUUCAUUAAAUGAUGGUGUGAACGUCCACCGGAUCGCGGCUCAAGAUCCGACAUCGACCUUCCAAGAGAACACUGCAAGUAUCAAUCAGGAGAAUCAGGAGCAAAAGCAAAAGCACGACUGA
Messenger RNA from Cantharellus anzutake, 2280 nucleotides. Its product is annotated as glycerol-3-phosphate O-acyltransferase. The record is from RefSeq and is a predicted model, not a curated record. Gene Ontology annotation, cellular component: endoplasmic reticulum membrane. The transcript has 10 exons. NCBI's taxonomy places the organism in Eukaryota, Fungi, Basidiomycota, Agaricomycetes, Cantharellales, Hydnaceae. The coding region runs from base 1 to 2280 and encodes 759 amino acids. Gene Ontology annotation, biological process: phospholipid biosynthetic process. Gene Ontology annotation, molecular function: glycerol-3-phosphate O-acyltransferase activity; glycerone-phosphate O-acyltransferase activity.